AGGCCACUUCCGCAUUUGGUGUCUGGGUAAAUGGAUGGAGCCACUGAAGCAGAAAGGGACUGUUUUCUGGACUGGAUACUUUAGUCGUCUCUUCUUCUAAUCUGUAAAUGAACGAAGAAAGAAAGAAAGGCCGAAAAGACAGAUUCCCAGCACCAUGCCUGGUAAGUGAAUCAGUGGCGAUGGAAGGAAAAGGGCCCUAUCGUAUCUACGACCCAGGCGGGGGUGAGGCUAAGGCCAGAGAGGCCAGGGAGGAAGGAAGCAGCGUUGGAGGGAGCAGCUAUAGACUACUGCUGGAAGAGAACAGCGUUCUCCGAGAGAGGAUGAAGGGACUCAAGAGCUUAGGAGACCUGUUGGAGGAGUCUCAGUGGGAGGCUUCUAAGUUGCGUCAGCGUGUAGAGGAGCUGGUCAGAGACAACGAGGCCCUGAAGUCUUCGACCUCCAGCUUCGCUACCAGUCUGUGUAUGGGAGGACCUGUUCAGACUGAGACACAAGGUCAGGGGAAGCUUCACCGUCAGCCCAGUAACGACCAGAGACCGAGUCAGUCGUGUCUCUCAACGGAGAAGGCCCUACAUCAUGAUCAGCCCAGCGAAGGUCUGUCCGAGUUUGAGGUGGUGAAUAUGGAGCAGAAGACCUCUGAUACCCUGACGGCUGGUGCAGGACCAGGACAGCUUCCUCAGGAGAACCAGGAGUUAACCAGUCAGCUACAGCGUCUAGAAAGCUCCUUCAGUAUCUUUGCUGAGGCGUCGAACCCCAACCAGCUCCUCGCCCACCUGGGACGCAUGGCCGUCGAGUUCCACCACCUCUCCUCCAAGGUCCAGAAGAACGAGCAGAGGACCUCCCUCCUACAGACUCUUUGUGAGCAGCUCAGACACGAGAACAGCGAGCUGAGAAAGAAGAUGGAGGAAGACCUUCAGUACAGAAACGGAGAUGUGGAACUGCUGAGACCAGAGAACCUGAAGCUGAAAGAGCAGGUAACGGGAGCAGGAGAGACCGCGGCAGAGAGCGAGGGGCAGCCAGAAGCCAAAGAAGACGUGGUGAAAGAGGAAACUGCCAGCGUUAGAUCCAAGAUGGAGGUCAGCACACCACAGAAGCGGAGGGGGAAUGCCACAGAGAUGGAGAAAGCCCCGGCCAAGCCUUGUGACCCAGAGGCCUACGAGAAGAAGAUCAAGCUUCUAGAGAAGCAGAGGAAAGAUGUACUGGAUGUUAACAAGCAAUGGGAUGCCCAGUGGAACUCGAUGAAGUCACAGUUUGAACAGAAGAUCACAGACCUGCGUCAGCGGCUAGCGGACUCCCAGAAGGCCGUGCAGGAGUUAGAGGCGGAGCGAGAACAGAGGCAGCGGGAUUACGAUAAGAAGUUGCUGCUCGCCAAGUCCAAGAUUGAGAACGUACAGGGGGAGAAGGAGUGUCUGAACUCUGAGACCACAGAGUUGAAGCAGAAGAUUCGUUACCUGCAGGAUCAGCUGCUGCCCCUCAGUAAACAGAGAGAGUACCAGGAGAAGGAGAUACAACGCCUCAACAGGGCUUUAGAAAAGGCCCUGAACCUGCAUCCUCCCCCGUCCUCCCAGCAGCCACCGGGCCAGGGCACCAGUGGUAACCAUGACGACAUGCCUAGUAACUUGAGGCAGGAGCUUCUCACUCAGAUAACGGUGUUAAAGGAACAGGUGAAGAUCUUUGAGGAGGACUUUAGGAAAGAGAGGAGCGACAGGGAACGAAUGAACGAGGAAAAGGAGGACUUGAGGAGACAGGUGGAGAGGCUGCAGGGUCAGGUGACCAACCUCACCAAUCAGGCCCAGAGGGAGAGAUGCAAGCUGGAGAGACUACAGAUGCAGCAUCAUAAACAGGGCCAGCAGCAGCAGGAGAGGCGUACCUCAGACCCCUCCUCAGGCACCAUGAACGUCCCUCUGAGCCCUCCCUACUGUGGUCCCUUUAUGCAGGUGGCUCCAGGAGGAGGCCCGGGACAGGACGUCCGGACAAUACACCACCAGCCCAGGAUACUCAACAUGGCUGCGGCCGCCGACAGUGUAGCGCAAACGGAGCGUAGCGACUUCACACCGGUAAGGCCCAGAGUCCCCAGGUGGGCCGGCGCCGGGGAAGGUUCCAGACCUCCACCAGAGAACAUGGAUCAGUCCACCGCAACUGGGUUUGGAAGAAGAGAGCGAUAGAAUAUUGACCCUGGAAAGCACUACGGUCCUCUCUACCAUUUUGUUCUCUCACCGUGGAGCCAGCUGGGUGGUAGCAGCAUGAAUCAGUUAGUUUUCUGUUGACCAGGUGUGAUUGGAACUAUAAUUUUCCUACUGAACUGUAGAUAUCCUGUUGUAAUGUUGUUUAUACUGCUUUUUUUAGAAGCCUACUUGUGAAACACUGUUUUCGCUGUUCAGAAAUAUAUUAUAAUUUAGAUGCGUUUCUUUUUUAACCUCUUCAUUUUUUGGGGGGGAGAUUCAACAUCCGCUUCAUAUGAUUCUAUGCAGGAACUGAAGUCAUUUGUGUGUAAUAGGUUGAAAUGAUCCAAAUGUAAUAUUUAAGACCCAUUAUGUACCCAAGAGAUUAUCGGCUAUUGACGAUCGUCCCACUUGCAAAAUAUGUAAAGUUUUUACAAAGCAGUUUUGUUUCUCGUAGGGUCAAAGGGGUCUUAUUAUCCCAUGUCAAUAACAACAAGUACUACUUGUAUUCAUUCCAACGAUUUAUAUAAUGAAAAGAAGGUCAAUUGCCUUGGAAUUGGAAUCUAUAGAAAUGGUAACCGUGGGAUUUGUUCAGUACUGUUGGUGUUCUAGAACUCUACCACAAGUAGAACUGUUCAUACAGUGAUUGUUAUAACACAGUAAACUUGGGAAGUGAAUUUAGCUGGUAUAUCACGCCGAACAAAAAAAAAAAUCAUGAUUUGUUGUCAUUUUAUUUAUAAUCUACUGUUUUUUUUGAUGGUUGCAUUGACUAAAUGUAAAUCACUUGUCUUUUAGUAAUGCUGUUCUUUCUGUUAGUGUACUCCCAAUAUAUUGUAGCUAUUGACAUCGUAUGUUGGUUACACACAUACAUGCAUACAUACCUGAUUGGCCAAAAAUUACCGAUUGUGAUUUCAAUGCAACACCUUUUUUGAUUUAAUUGGUUUAAAUAUUUGAUCAUCGAUUUUCAAUAUGUAUUGCUAUCCUAAGGUAGAUAAGUCCUCAACAUAUUUACCCCCAAAGCUGUCCAGUCAUAUGUCUGGAGGAUUGGGUCAUAGGUCGUAGUGUAUCCAGGCUUUGUCCCAAUAGUCUUGAAUGGCUUCCUUUCCUUCCCUAAUGCUGACAGUUGAUAGCACUACAGUAGGCCUGUUCUGGUUGCUGUAAACGUUAGCCUACCUGAGCACUCUGCUAGCAGAGUAUGGUCAGUAUACUGUAGGAGCUGUAAUAUGUGCAUUUUUAUAUUGAGUUAACGGGGUACAAUUGGUCUCCAUCAUAUUGCUUUUAACCUGUCAGUCAUGUCGGCAGGGUAGCCUAGUGGUUAGAGUGUAGGGUCGGCAGGGUAGCCUAGUGGUUAGAGUGUAGGGUCGGCAGGGUAGCCUAGUGGUUAGAGUGUAGGGUCGGCAGGGUAGCCUAGUGGUUAGAGUGUAGGGUCGGCAGGGUAGCCUAGUGGUUAGAGUGUAGGGUCGGCAGGGUAGCCUAGUGGUUAGAGUGUAGGGUCGGCAGGGUAGCCUAGUGGUUAGAGUGUAGGGUCGGCAGGGUAGCCUAGUGGUUAGAGUGUGGGGUCGGCAGGGUAGCCUAGUGGUUAGAGUGUGGGGUCGGCAGGGUAGCCUAGUGGUUAGAGCGUGGGGUCGGCAGGGUAGCCUAGUGGUUAGAGCGUAGGGUCGGCAGGGUAGCCUAGUGGUUAGAGCGUAGGGUCGGCAGGGUAGCCUAGUGGUUAGAGCGUUGACUAGUGACCGGAAGGUUGCAAGAUCAAAUCCCUGAGCUGACAAGGUACAAAUCUGUCGUUCUGCCCCUGAACAGGCAGUUAACCCACUGUUCCUAGACCAGUUAACCCACUGUUCUUAGGCUGUCAUUGAAAAUAGGAAUUUGUUCUUAACUGACUUGCCUAGUUAAAUAAAGGUAAAAUAAAACAUUAUUUUGCAUCAGAGGAAAUGAAGCUUCUUUUUUUUAAACGGAGACUCUGCUAACCCCCCAAGGAUCAGUCAGUCAGUGAUUACCUCCGUGAUAAACCACCUCAGCCAGACUCCCGGGCCCUGGUCAAAAGUCCCUUUUCUAUACAGGGAAUAGGGUGCUGUUUGGGCCACGUCCCUGACUCUGCUGGCUUCUGUCUCAAUCCUGUAAGACCAGCAGCUCCAUACUAAUAUCCUGUCUAUCCGGAAGUCCUGUGAGCCUCUGUGAUACCGUCAAGAGCCGGUUUUGAAUUCCAAACCCAGCCUUGUACCUUACCCCAGGUACUUGUGUUGAUCAGAGGAUUGGAUAGGUGUUGACAAAAUGGCGUGGAGUUAUUACUACUAUACUUUACGAUGUUUUGAUAUCUUCCCUGGUGUCUGGAGUUUUAAGGGGCGAGGGGGUUGGUCACUACCCCCUAGAGCCACCAAUCCUUCUGAUGUGUGAUUUGGUUUGGUGGUGAACUAAUCUUCUGAAUCAAAGCUACAUAGGAUUGCAUAUGUAUGGGUAUUAUAAACCUUAGUGUGUGGUUCAUUCAGACUGGUAAAGAUGGGUGUUAAUUCACAAUGUUCACUGUAAAUCCAGUUUGAUCAGACUUAUUUUCUUUUUUAGAGACGUUAGAUUCCAGACUGGUUGAAUUAUAAUAAUAAUAAAUGCCAUUUAGCAGACGCUUUUAUCCAAAGCGACUUACAGUCAUGUGUGCAUACAUUCUACGUAUGGGUGGUCCCGGGAAUCGAACCCACUACCCUGGCGUUACAAGCGCCAUGCUCUCUACCAACUGAGCUACAGAAGGACCACACUUUGACAGGAUUGCCUUGGUUUCUUUCCCCCUCUGACAGUGGUCUUUUUCUAGUUUAUAGUUCCGGAGUGUUUGCAGAAGGCAAAAAGCACAUUACUGGUGUGAUGAGACUUUUUUUUUUUUUUGUAUUUAAACUGGCUUAAUAAACAUAUCCUAAAUGUCUUCGUACGUCUUA
Oncorhynchus keta (chum salmon) is the source of this 5077-nucleotide messenger RNA. RefSeq names its product TNFAIP3-interacting protein 1-like. The transcript has 19 exons. The record is from RefSeq and is a predicted model, not a curated record. Gene Ontology annotation, biological process: negative regulation of canonical NF-kappaB signal transduction; cellular response to lipopolysaccharide; regulation of transcription by RNA polymerase II. Bases 108 to 2162 code for a protein of 684 amino acids. Lineage: Eukaryota; Metazoa; Chordata; Actinopteri; Salmoniformes; Salmonidae.